UUGGGUUGGGUGCACAAAAACGUGAGAAUUCUAAGGUCUUAGAACUUUCUUCAUAUAUGUGGAGAAGAGCGUGGAGGUAGGCAUUUCAAUGGAGAAGGCGAUGGCAGACGCAGAAGCUAAGGUCCCUGAUUAUAGGCUUCUCCUCUCCUGUCCCUCUGGUCUUUCCCCUUCUCAGGUCUCUGUGGAUUUCAGCGAACGAUUUGAUAGGAUUCCGCAUCCGGAUAUUAGCUUGGACAACUCCAUAUCUGAGAUAUGGGAUGGAAGGGUUCAACAGAAUGCAUCAUUAUAUAAUGGAACAAAGUUUCGGGUAUGUGGAUGUCCUUUUCCUUUCACCUCUGUUGCAGGACACAUCAUGCAUGGUGGAGGUGGUUCUGAUGAGAAGUCCCAUGUAUGCCUACACCUUGGAUUAACAGAUUAUAGGACUUUUGUGGGGACAAAUUUAAAUCCUUUGUGGGAAAAGUUUCUGGUUCCAUCUGAAGAUGACUCUGUACGGUGCCAACACACCUCAAGUCCGCUGGGUAAUGGUGCAAUCAUAGAGACAUCUGACAAGAGGAUAGUUGUAUUGCGGCGAAGUAAUAAUGUUGGGGAAUUUCCUGGACAUUUUGUGUUCCCAGGAGGCCAUCCAGAGCCCCAAGAAAUCGGAAUAGUUUCUCAUCAGUUUGACAAAGACAUGGACCCUGAUUUUAUUAACAGGAAGGUUUCUCAGGAGAUGUUUGACAGCAUUGUUCGUGAAGUAGUUGAAGAGAUUGGAGUACCUGAGGCGUCCCUAUGCAAUCCUGUACUUAUAGGAGUAUCUUGCAGGGUGCUGAAUGUUAGACCAGCUGCAUUUUUCUUUAUCAAAUGCAAUCUUCACUCUAAGGAAAUUCAACAACUUUAUUCUACUGCACAAGAUGGCUAUGAGUCAACGCACCUUUACACUGUUUCAAGGAAUGAUUUAAAGGACAUGACAUCUAAAAUGCCUGGAUGCCACCAGGGUGGAUUUGCUCUCUAUAUGUUAAUGGUAGAAGCUGUGAAGGAUGUUUGAUUGAAGUCCAGGACAGAUGAUCAAUCAAGGUUAUCAGCCCUUUGCAUCUUGGUGGUUCAGUAACAUUUUGUUGCUUUGAUUUUCUUUAAUCCAGCAUAAAUAAUCACCUCUGAGGUUGAUGUGAAAACAGAGCUGUGAAGGCUUACUGCAAACAGGCAUGAUUAUGAAAAUGUAUUAAUCUUUAGAAUUUAAUGGCAAUACAUGGCUUUGCCUUAUAUCCUUUAAUAAA
Messenger RNA from Vitis vinifera (wine grape), 1253 nucleotides. Its product is annotated as nudix hydrolase 9. The record is from RefSeq and is a predicted model, not a curated record. NCBI's taxonomy places the organism in Eukaryota, Viridiplantae, Streptophyta, Magnoliopsida, Vitales, Vitaceae. The transcript has 9 exons. Gene Ontology annotation, molecular function: GDP-mannose hydrolase activity. Bases 89 to 1024 code for a protein of 311 amino acids.